AUGGCCUCGGAAUAUCCCACGCUCCCCAGCCCGCCUUUCCAUGAUGUCCCCGGCAUCUUCAACUUCCGCGACCUAGGUGGAUAUUCCGUCCAGCCCUCCGGCUCGGUACGCAGUAAUUUCAUUUUCCGCUCCGCCUUGCCUACAAAGAUCACCGCUGCCGGAUGCGACAAACUCGUUUCUGAAUUACAUAUUAGUCACAUAUAUGACCUCCGAUCCGACCUCGAAGUCGACAGGGACCCCUCCUCAACAAUUACAGGAGUCGACAGGCAUCAUGUUCCGGUUUCUGCCCUCAAGGACGCUAGCCCCGAGGCAAUGGCACUGAGCAUAAAGCCCUACCUGUCCACAGAUGGCUCCAAGGGCUACGUUACUGCUUACUCUGAGAUAUUCUUGUCCGGCGCCACUGCGUAUCGUCGGCUAUUUGGGCACGUGCGUGAUCGACCUGAUGAGCCGUUCCUGGUUCAUUGCACAGCUGGAAAAGAUCGCACCGGAUGCUUUGGGGCAUUGGCUCUUCGCUUGGCCGGUGUUGAGGACUUGGAUGUUAUUGGGAAGGAGUAUGGGUUGACGGAUCUAGGACUUGCUCCGCUUAAGAAGAUGAUGGCGGCAAAGGUCACAGAGGCUACAAAAUUGAACGACCCUGCUGGUGUCGAACGGUUACUAGCUUCUGAUCCCGAGAAUAUGAAGGCCUCCAUGCUUUGGCUGGAGGAGAAGUAUGGAAAUGUUGAGGGCUACUUUAAGUCUGUCCUCGGCUUUUCGGAUGAGGAUAUUCUUAGAAUAAGAUCCAAUUUGGUAGUUCAGGGGGACAUCUGA
This is a messenger RNA of Penicillium odoratum, 807 nucleotides long. RefSeq names its product tyrosine-protein phosphatase. The record is from RefSeq and is a predicted model, not a curated record. Lineage: Eukaryota; Fungi; Ascomycota; Eurotiomycetes; Eurotiales; Aspergillaceae. Gene Ontology annotation, molecular function: phosphoprotein phosphatase activity. The transcript has a single exon. Bases 1 to 807 code for a protein of 268 amino acids. Gene Ontology annotation, biological process: dephosphorylation.